Helianthus annuus (common sunflower) is the source of this 1641-nucleotide messenger RNA. RefSeq names its product protein SENSITIVE TO PROTON RHIZOTOXICITY 1. Gene Ontology annotation, biological process: response to acidic pH; response to aluminum ion. The record is from RefSeq and is a predicted model, not a curated record. Lineage: Eukaryota; Viridiplantae; Streptophyta; Magnoliopsida; Asterales; Asteraceae. The transcript has 2 exons. Bases 236 to 1444 code for a protein of 402 amino acids.
GGGGGAGAUGGUUUGUUUAUUAGGUAGCCGAGAUGAGGUUGAACCGCUUGCUGCUUAUUCACCAAUAAUAAUAGUCAUAUAAUAAUAAUAAUAAUAAUUGCUUGUUGACAAAAGGCAUCCAUCCUCCGAAAACUCAGAUUCCUUCUUUCUUCUUCCCUAGGCUAUUUCCCCCUUUGAUUUCAUUUCAUUCACACCUUCAAUUCAAUUGAUGCAAAUCUUCAAUCAGAUCUAAGAAAUGGAUGGUAGAAAUAAUAAUAAUAAGCCUUGGUCAAAGUCAACUUCGCAGCAAAUAGAUUAUGAUGCAAUGAUGAGAAAAGAAAUCCCCCAAGAUGAUCAAAGGUUGUGGGAUCCUAAAACUAUGCUAAGCAAUCUCUCCAUCAUGGAAGAAAAGAUUCACCAGCUUCAGGAAUUGGUGCAGUUGAUUGUAGCCAAGGAUCCCACAAAUCAAUUUCUGAUUCAGCAGCAGCAGCAACUUGUUACUGCAGAUCUCACUUCCAUUAUUAUUCAGCUCAUAUCAACUGCAGGUAGUCUUCUUCCUUGUGUCAACGCAGCAGCAGGAGCCCAUGUUUCUGAUAAUGAAACCAACAACACUCUAAUUAGGAAUAUGGUAAGCAAGGUUGAAGACCAUUCAACCGAAGUCGAUCAUAUGGAUACUAUUCAUGAAGACCACGACGACGAUGUUGACGAAGGGGAGAACCUCCCCCCUGGUUCAUAUGAAAUCUUGCAGCUCGAAAAAGAAGAGAUUCUGGCCCCCCACACUCAUUUUUGCGUCAUAUGUGGAAAGGGGUUCAAACGUGACGCCAAUCUCCGAAUGCAUAUGAGGGGUCAUGGAGACGAAUAUAAAACGCCAGCAGCAUUAGCAAAACCCCAUAAGGAAACAGCAGCCUCAGAGGCCAAGCUUAUUAAGAGAUACUCAUGCCCCUAUCUUGGUUGUAAGAGGAAUAAAGAUCAUAACAAGUUCCAGCCUCUCAAGACAAUCUUGUGUGUCAAGAAUCAUUAUAAGAGAAGUCACUGCGAUAAAAGCUACACAUGUAGCCGCUGCAACACAAAGAAAUUCUCCGUGAUUGCAGAUCUUAAAACGCACGAGAAGCACUGUGGAAGAGACAGAUGGCUUUGUUCUUGCGGUACCACUUUUUCAAGAAAAGAUAAGCUUUUUGGACACAUUUCUCUUUUUCAAGGACACACACCUGCAAUUCCCUUGGAUGAACCCAAACUGCAUGAUCAAGGGGAAGGGUCUAAAGAAGUCGUCGGCUUGUUUGAUUUCAGUUUCAAUUCAAAUGGCUCUAGUGGUGGUGAGCCUAGUGCUUGUUUUUCGCCCUUUCAAGACUUCCCUAGAAAUCUGUUUGAAGAGUCCGACAGUAUGUCUUUCCUGUUAUCGGGAUCAUCAUGUAAUUACAUGUGGAAGAAUGGAGGAGGCGAGUCGACUUCCAAGGAUUUUCAAUGACCUAAAAUUUCUAUUCUUUAUGUUUCGACAUUGCAUUUUAGGCACAGUCAGAUAGACAGUAUGCAAGUCAUAACUUUGUAUUUGAAUAAAUUCAUGGUUUAUUUCUUUUAUUUAUACUAGCUACUUUGAUUUUAUGCUAUUGGUGUAUCCGUUUGGGUUUUGGAAUUUUCAGUAAUCCUACACUUUGUUUAGAAGCU